This is a messenger RNA of Alternaria ventricosa, 1944 nucleotides long. RefSeq lists its product as uncharacterized. Lineage: Eukaryota; Fungi; Ascomycota; Dothideomycetes; Pleosporales; Pleosporaceae. The record is from RefSeq and is a predicted model, not a curated record. The coding region runs from base 1 to 1944 and encodes 647 amino acids. The transcript is spliced from 5 exons.
AUGGGCGACCCCGCAACCGAUCCCAAGGCGGCGCCGCUCGCCGACGAGCUGAGAGAGCUUGCUGUGUCGCUCCCCACGACGGCCUUCCCGAAGAACUUCUUCUGCGCCCUAUGUAACGAGCUUGCGUUCGACUCAUACAAGCUGAUCUGCUGUGCUAAAUCCAUAUGCUCACCAUGUCAAGGAAACCUCCAGUUCCCGACAGCGUGUCCCUCGUGCGACCACUCACCGCUCGAGGCCGACUCUUGCACACCGAACAAGUCUCUGCGUAACACGAUGCGAGUGUGGCUACAAAAACAGAAGAAGAAGGAAGAGGCCAAGGCCGCGGCACAGGCAGCUACCCCGCCCGUCGAGGUGACACCGGCCGCGCCUGAGGUCCUGCCGGUCGGUGAUGGUACAGAGCAGCCCGUAGACAGUGUUGAGGAUGCGCACAAGGCAGAAGGCGGUGCUGCUGAACAAGCUGCUGGUUCUGCCGAGGCCCCAGAAGAGGCUGGACAGCGCGCCGGCUCGGCCGCGGCCCAACCAAAGGAGGAAAAUGCUUCUCCUAAAAUUGAGACUGAGCGGCGCGGUAGCACCGCCUCCCAGAGCGUGACCAACAACACGGGACCUUCAGCGGCCGACAGCUCGACCGACGAGCAAAAAACCUCCAACGGAACUAAUGGCAUGAUGGGCAACAACCCGCCGAUGAGCGGCGUGCAAAGCCAGAUGGGCUUCGGCUUCCCCAAUCAGGGCGGCUUCAGCAAUGGCAUGGCUUGGAACGGGAUGCCUAAUAUCAUGGCCAACGGUGGCUGGAACGGCAUGAAUCCUAUGGAUUUCAACAACAUGGACGGAAUGUACGGCAACUUUGGAGGGAACAUGGGCUUGGGCAUGAACGACAUGUCUGCCAUGAAUAUGAUGCAGUACGGUGGCGGCUAUGGCAAUGGAUGGAAUGGUAUGGGCAGUGGCUAUGGAAACUUCAGCGGGCCCAAUCAGCUGGGUGGCUUUAAUCAAUCUGGAGCAUAUCCCGAGAUGAUGAACCAGUUUCCCAAGAAUAAUUUCCCAAACCAGAACCACAAUCGUUUCCAUGCCAAUCAAGGAGGAGCACAUCCUCAGCGAAACAACAAGAAUGGCAGCCAAGGUGGCUUUGGUCCUGGUUGCCAGAAUGCGCCUGGUCGUCCGGGCAGCCGUGGCCGUCCUUUGCAAAACGUACGUUCAACCCACCAACGAAAGCUACCGAACCCAUACACGGGAAUCGGCCAAACUUGGAAACCAAAAACUGACCCGAUUCGUUCUACACAGCGUGACGACCAGUCGCCUGACGGAAAUGCCAACCCUGCUCCUGAGGUGAAGGCCGAGGGCGAACAGUCGAAGGCGUCCGCAGAUCCAACUGAAGAAGGUAAGGACAUCGUCGACGAUGUUCCAGUAUCGCUCGAACCACAGACUUCAGCAGAUGGGGUUGGUGCUGGCAAUGCUAGCGAAGCUGCUGGCGACGACACUAACCAGGCAGGGGGUGGUCCACAAUGCGAGACUCAAGACGGCGGUCUGAAGCCUAUACAAACUGUAGACUCUGGCGAUGCAGACAUGCGAGAGUACGACCAGUCUAUGAUGGGCCCUGGUGUGCCAUACCCUCAAGGAAUGAUGAAUCAGUUCCCGGAUCAGCACAUGAAUGCAGCCUUCGACCCCAGCAUGAACAUUAUGGGAUACAAUGGCAAUUAUGGUCCACGUGGCGGCUUCAGUAACGGGGCUUAUGGUGCGGCGACAGUUCUGACAGGUCAGCCAACGGAACCGAUUGGUGUCGGUGUUGCAGGUGCGCCAACUGGACCACGCGCGAUGAGAGAAGGUCGACCCAACACUGGGUUCUCGAGUCGUGCCCAUGGUGGGCGAUAUGCAGCCCCGCCACCACCCAAAAGCGUCGCGUCUGCUCAAGAUGCGACAGCUGCUAGUCCACAGCGUAGAGUUCGAUCGUAA